Molecule: messenger RNA, 2057 nt
Organism: Erythranthe guttata (spotted monkey flower)
Lineage: Eukaryota; Viridiplantae; Streptophyta; Magnoliopsida; Lamiales; Phrymaceae
Source: RefSeq, a predicted model, not a curated record
AAAUAAUCAUUAUUCAGAUACACCAAAUAAUAUCAGCACUCAUCCCUCAGAGUUUCAAAGGGGAUAAUCGACGGUCAGAAAUAAAAGAAUAAAAGCCCCCGCCAAAACUCUGAAUUAAUUAAAUAAAUAAAAAAAAUACAAAAAGGGCAAAAAGGUAAAAAAAAAAAAAAUGGGUGACCCAGCUAAGACAAAGAAGAUCGUCGCCGGAGGGCUGGCUUCCGUCCUUCUGGUAGCGAUGGUUAUUUGCGUCACCGUCGGCGUCUCCGGCAGAAACAAAUCUGGCGGCGAUGCUGCUGCAUCUAGCAGCAACGGCGGCGUUAGCACCAGCACCAAGGCGGUGCAUGCGAUUUGCACUCCGACCGACUACAAGGAGACCUGCGAGAGCAGCCUCGCCGGCGCCAACACCACCGAUCCUAAGGAGCUCAUCAAGGUGGCUUUCAACGCCGCCGUCAACAACAUCGCCGACGCCAUCAAGAACUCCACCCUCAUGAAAGACGCCGCCGCGGAUAACAGCACCAAGGACGCGCUCGACGUCUGCAACGACGUGCUCGAAUCCGCCGUCGACGAUCUGAGAAGAGCCGGCGACAAAGUCGGCGAAUUCGACGCCACUAAGAUGGACGAAUAUGUGGAGGAUCUGAAAGUGUGGCUGAGCGCCGUCAUCACAUACCAAGAAACAUGCAUCGACGCCUUCGAAAACACCACCGGUGACACGGCGGAGAAGAUGAAGAAUCUAUUGAAAACUGCUAGAGAAUUGUCGAGCAAUAGUUUGGCAAUGGUGUCGGAUAUUUCAUCAAUUCUUGGCCAGUUGCAGCUCGGAAACCUAGGCGGCGGCGGCGCCAGCAGCGGCAGAAGGCUGAUGUCGGAGGAAGAAGAGCCCUACUGGACAAAAGGAAGGCUCCUCGCCGCCAACCCGUUAAAGCCAAACGCCGUCGUAGCACAAGACGGCUCCGGCCAAUUCAAGACGAUCAAAGAAGCAAUCAACACCAUACCAAAGAAGAACAACCAGACAUUCAUCAUCUACAUCAAGGCCGGUCUGUAUAAGGAGCACGUCGAAAUCCCGAAGAAGGUGAACAAGGUCGUCUUCAUCGGCGACGGGCCGUUCAAGACAAGAAUCACCGGCAGCAAGAGCUUCGCCGGCGGAGUCAAGACCUUCCAAACCGCCACCGUCGCCGUCAACGGCGAGGAGUUCACCGCGAAGAACAUCGCCUUCGAGAACACCGCCGGAGCAGAGGGCCACCAGGCGGUGGCGCUCCGCGUCUCCGCCGACAAAGCCAUCUUCCAGAACGUCGCCAUCGACGGGUACCAGGACACACUCUACGCGCACAACUACCGCCAGUACUACCGCGACUGCACAAUCUCCGGCACGAUCGACUUCAUCUUCGGCGACUCGCUCUGCCUCUUCCAGAACUGCGUCUUCAUCGUCAGAAAGCCGAUGGACAACCAGGCGUGCAUGGUCACCGCACAGGGGCGCGUGGACCCACGCAGCGUCGGAGCAAUCGUCAUCCAGAACAGCCACAUCACCGCCGAACCCGCCUUCCUGUCGACAAAACCGGCGAUCGAUGCUUACCUAGGCCGGCCAUGGAAGGAGCUCUCAAGAACAAUCAUCAUGCAAUCCGAAAUCGACGGCUUCAUUUCACCAAAGGGGUGGUCGCCAUGGAUGGGUAACUUUGCACUGGACACACUGUACUACGGUGAGUACCAGAACCGUGGAGCCGGGUCGGAUCUAGCGAACCGGGUCACAUGGAAGGGCAUUCAGCAUAUGACCCAACAGAAGGCUGAGGAAUGGACCGGAGGCGCCGCCUUCCGCGGUGACGAAUGGAUCACCAGCUCCGGUGUUCCAUAUGUUCCUACCCUCAUGCAAGUUUAAUUUAUUUUAAUUUUAUAAUUUUAAUAUUAUUUAUAUUUAAACAAUUUUGUGUGUAUAUAUAGUAAUAGUUAAUAAUUACUCUUUGUGAAGUGAGAUAUAGUCUAAAUAGGGAAAUGUAACCCUAUUUGGGCAUUGCAUCCACUCUUUAAUUUUUUUGUAUUUUCGAAAUCGAUGAAAUAAAGUUUUGUUU